Molecule: messenger RNA, 8782 nt
Organism: Myiozetetes cayanensis
Lineage: Eukaryota; Metazoa; Chordata; Aves; Passeriformes; Tyrannidae
Product: epidermal retinol dehydrogenase 2-like
Exons: 6
Coding region: 645-1565 (306 amino acids)
Cellular component (GO): lipid droplet
Molecular function (GO): oxidoreductase activity, acting on the CH-OH group of donors, NAD or NADP as acceptor
Source: RefSeq, a predicted model, not a curated record
CCUCGCCCUUCCCGCCCCAAACACCGUAAAGGGAGUGGUACUGCCUAAUGCAGGGUGACAAUCGAAGCUCCUAACUCCUAGGCUUUUGCCUGUGAUUGGCAAUUUGCUCACAGAUGGGAAUUCGUGGUGUGAUUUCAGCCGGACGGCACUGGAAAAUACACACAGUGCGGGAACGUUCCCACUGCCUGCCUCCCGAAACAUCAGGUCACGUUUCCCGCUAAGGAGGACACCUUCCUUCCCCUAAGGUUGAUACCACAUCAGUGUGUUCGGUACUUUUCUGUUCAGCUAACAUCACCUUGCUGUGAAAACAAAGUGUUCUGUAGCUAUUGACUCAACAUACCUGUAUAAAAUGUAUGUCAGUAAACGUUUUCAAAAAAGGAGAUGGAAGCUGAGGACACCAGGACGAAACAGAAGGUCUGUAAGAUCUAGCAGAAGAUAUUUGCUUUAAUUCUACUGGUAAGGAGCCGGUAGAUUUCACAAAGCAAAUCUUUAAUAAAGUGUUUUGUACCUGCACAAAAGAACAAUGCAAAAGAAACGGCUGUUUGAAGUUCAAAUCUCUUUUUUUUAGUCAAUAUCUCAGUGUCCUAAUGUAUUUUAUUUCUGGAUUUUAAUUACAGAAGAGUGGUGCUUGCACCUGAGAAAUCAUGUUCAACUUCAGAUGCAUCAAGAAGUUACUACAGUACCUGAAAUUUUUCAUUUAUUUAUUUAUUGAGAAUCUCUUCUGUAUAUGUCCUCUACACAAAAAAUAUUUUGCUGCUGAAAUAGUUCUUAUUACUGGCUCUGCAAAUGGGAUUGGAAGGCAGAUUGCCUUAAAAUUUGCUCCUUUGGGAGUAACUUUGGUUCUUUGGGACAUCGAUGAUGAAGGCAACAAAGAAACAUGCAGACUAGCCCAAGAAAAUGGAGCUAACCGGGUGUUUGUCUACCACUGUGACUGCAGCAGUAGGGAGGAUAUCUAUGAAAAGGCAGACAAGGUUAAAAAAGAAGUUGGGGAUGUUACUAUUCUAAUUAAUAAUGCUGGCAGAGCGCUUGGGAAGAAGUUCUGUGACAUUUCAGAUGAAGAUUUUGAAAAGACCUUGAGAAUCAACUUCUUCUCUCAAGUCUGGACUUGCAAGGCUUUUCUUCCAGCCAUGAUGGCCUGUAACCGUGGGCACCUGGUUAGCAUGGCCAGUGCGAGUGGAUUACUGGGACUCUACAGACUGACAGAUUAUACUGCAAGCAAGUAUGCUGUCGUUGGAAUGAUGGAAGCCAUAAAUUCAGAACUGUAUCAUGCAGGAAAACAUGGCAUUAAAACCACAAUCAUUUGCCCUUAUUUUGUUAAGACUAAAUUAAGUAAAGGUUUCCAAAGCGCAAAACCUUUUUUGCUUCCUGUUUAUGAUGCAGAGUAUGUAGCCAGCAAGAUCUUGAAUGCAGUUAAAAAGGAAAAGUUUUAUCUAAUCAUGCCUCCAACUGUACGCUUAUUUGGUUUGAAAACUUUCAUUCCUAGAAAAGUGGUACUAUUCUUCGAAUCAUACAUCAAGUUCGCUGAGAGCAUGGAUAAAGCCUUUGGUCGGAAGGAAAAGGAUUGAAACAAAAAUAUUCUGAAGACUUCAAAUGCCAUCUAAUUGAAUAUUUUCAGUAAAAAACUAAUUUUAAAUCAUGUUUAUUCUCUGACAGAAAACUUACCUCUUGUGUGAUAUUUGACAUUGGUCAACAUGCAAUUUAAUUCUUCAUAACUGUCUUUUAUGUCUUUACAUCUUUAUGUUUGGCAAUUUUCCAAGUAACUUUGAAAAAUCGUUGAAAUUUAAAAUUAUAUAGGUACUAUGUUAAGUGAUCAAGCAACAACUUGGCAUGGACUGUAUUGUCUUCAGACUGAAAUUUCAAUGACAUAGCCUGAAAACACUGAUUUUUAGGCACAACCCAAUCUCUCAUUUCUUGAUGUCAUGCUGCUUUUAUCUGCGGUCUCAAUAAAAGUCAGUAAGACCAGGCAGGGAUGUUUGACUUCAUUUUGUAUUCUGAAUUCUCAAUUUCUGAGCAAAAUCUUAAAGCACAGGAAAAACACACUCCUGUUGAAGCAGAAAUCAAAACAAACAAACAAACAAACAAAACCACAACCAAAAAAACCUAAACCACAAAGCAUUUAAUACAUUUCCCUUUUAGGGUCAAAACAGCACUGCAGUUCACACAAAGCCGACAUGAAGAAGGGUUGCUGUGGGAUGAUGGGCUCUGCCUGGUUAGCUGUGCAGGGAGCCUGUGUUCUGAAGAGGAGUGAACUGCAAGGGGAGCUGAUAAAGUGUGUGUGGUGCUGCGGCACUUACCACGCUCCUCGUUAGUCAGUACACUUUGCGAAACACUGUUCUGUGGGAUACAUGUGCCUGGGUCUUGACCCAUGGCUAGAGGCUGAUACUGGAUCAUUUAUCAAAGGCUGUAGCUUAGAAAGAGCAUAUGUAAACUUGUAGCAGUAGCAAAGCAUCAUGUGCCUACUCAGAAAGGAGAGAUGAUGAAGCCCCACAAUCAGAGGAAGUAGACAGGAAAGAAUUCCAUCCUAGAAAUCACUUAUGUGGUAAUUAGUUGUCGCUAUAAAUUUUGUCAAAGGUUCCAACAACAGAAUAGUUAAAGUUUACAAAUGUAGGCUCUGUGGUGAGUAGCUGCUGUAGGCAGCUGUGUGUUGAGCACCGAUGAAGCCCACAGGCAUCUGGCUCCCUUCUCUGGCCCUAGAGGCUCCAAUGCUGCUUUGAAGCAACCUGCAGAGGCCAGAAAGUGGGUUCAAGGUGCUGUGUCCCAGGUUAGGUCCCUGAAGUCAGCAGCUGAAUCUGGACCUGUAAACUGGUCCACACACUUCUUUUUAAUUCCAGUGACCUUACUUAAAUUACUUAGAAAAUCAUUAAUUUGAGAGUAUUGUGAGAAUCUGUGCAAGAAAUCUUUGUUUGGCAAUUUUCUGAGUAACUUUUGAAAAAUCAUUAAAAUAUAAAAUUACAUAGGCAUUAUGUUAAGUGACCAAGCAACAACUUUGCAUGGACUAUAUUGCUUUCAGACUGAAACUUCAAUGAGGUAGCCUGUUUGUCAGUGUGGAACAUUAUUCUGUUGUAAAUCAUGGAAAAAAGAAUACAGACAAGAGGAAUACCUCAUGUAUUCUUGUAUGUGCUGGUACUUAAUUGAUAGAAAUCAAUCCUCAUGUAAAUUUUCAGAAAAUGCUAGCAUAAAAUGUUCAUAAUUAGCUUAACUUAAAAAAUGAACAAAUAAAUUGCAGACAAGAAUAAUGAAUCUACAAAGCCUACCUUCUAAAAAUCCACUGUAAGUAAAUAGAGUGGAUUUUUAGAAACUAGGCUCUGUAGUCAUCUAUUGCCCACAUUUGCCACCAUGUUUCAAUUGUACUUAAGUAAGCCCAUACUUGCUAACUCCUUUCCAGCUAAAAAUGCUUAUAAGAAUGCACACUCCAAUGAAAAACCUAUUAUUUUAACACCAGUGUUUCCAAAGUAUGCAUGCAUUCAGUAAAUCCUUUCAUGUACCUGUAGAUAUUACAGGAGCAAUUUGAGCUGAGAGAACGAGAAAGCUAUCUAAGGUUUGCAUCUUUGGAAAGCAAGGUUUAUUGACUUAUGUUUUUGAAAACUCUCUAGGUAAUGAGUAAUUGAAAAAUUAUUUUCUUCCAACUAAUGAAACAGGAACAAAGUCUGAAUUGCUCCCUGUGAAUAAUGAUCGUUUUCUAAAUUGCAAGCAAAUAUGUUGAGUAUUGGGAUUCCCUUAUUCCACAUGAAUGUUGCAAUUUGGCUCUAGAUCUAUGGUCAUUUUUAAGUAUGAUUACAGCAGACAAUGCAAACUGAUGUGGCAUUAUAUUUGUGAAUGUAUUGUGGGCCUGAAUAUCUUCAUAUGUAAGGCCAUUACUGGUGUUGCAGAGCUUCAGAACAGGGCUCAUGAGGUGAAAAGAAUAUGUUUUUUAAUUAUUUGGAAAAUGAAACACACCUGUUAGUGACGUUAAUAUUUGGUGGACUAUCCAUCAUUUAAAAUCUGAUGGCUAAGGAUGAAAUAUCUGCAGUCAAAGAGCACAUUGUAAGGGCUUUUUUUUCAGGACCCUUUUGUUAUUUUCAGUUUCUUGAACUAACGUAUAUGAACCUGAACCUUACUACCUACAUCUGCAGUAGUAAGUUUACCAGCUAUAUAGACAGGACAUGAGUAGAUUAGGAAUAAUGUAAAGGAAAUAAUGUUCUAUUUUGUAAGCUAUAUUUCACCUAUUCUGCACAGCUACACUGCAAAAACCUACUCUGUAUUGCUGCAACCUCAGGCAACGGCACUCUUUGGCUCCAUUUUUUUUUUCAGUCUAAUCUGCUUUUCUCAAGAAGGAAUUUGUAAAGCUUAUACUUUCUAAGUCUCACAGUGAUCUGUUAGAUCUUCUUAUGAGCUCCAGAAAUCAGUAACUCGUUCUUUUCUAUGAAAACACAAGGAAAAUAAUUUUGAGUUUUGGGGCUGGUUGUGGGUUUUUUGUUGUUGUUGUUUUGGGGUUUUUUGUUUCUCUUUUUUGUACAGAACAGAAGUGUGAUAGAUCCUGUAAUACAAUUCUAAAAUUCUAAGCCAAGACCUUCCUAUUAAGGCUCAGAAGAUGUAAUCAGAUGCUGUUCCUGUUUUUCUAAUAUAAAAUUAUCUUUCAUCUUUUGAAAAAAGUAUCUCAGAGUUAUCAACAACUCCUGCGAAACAUACCCUCUACUUCUUUGAGGCUUUCAUUUUAUUUGUAAUUCCUCUAAGCAAAUACAUUUUAACAAGAGAAAUUCGGUUACUAAUGAAGCUGCAAAUGAGACUGGAAGGCAGUUUAUCUUAAUUUUUUUCUCCUCUGGGAGUACUCCUCAUUCUCUGUGAAACUGAUGAAGAGACCUGUGUUGCUGCAUCAACAGUGAGUUAAUCUGCAACGUCAGACAAAAUACAGUUUCUUGCUCUUGUUUUAUGCCCAUUGGUACAGCAUACCUCCAGAGAAUUUUUUUCUUAUAGAGGAACUUGUAGUUCUGGGUGUCUUAUGAAGAACAUUAAUCACAAUCAAAUUGUAAGUAUUUUCAGAAAGAAACUUUUGAAUUAUGUUGGGUCACCUUGUAAUCCAACAAAAAUCUUAGGUAAACCUUAGAGCAACCAUAUGCAACUUUGAUUUCUCAUCAAUUUCUGUAAUCACUUGGAUAUUUCGAUGUCACUCUGGGACUGUCCCUGAGCAACUAAAUGAGUACUCAGGUGGUUUUGCUGGGACAUAGCACCCUGUGACUCCUUAAUGUUCAGAGCAUGAAAAAGAGAGAGAGAGGCUCACAGUAGCACCUUGCCCCAUUAAGCCCACUGGCUGGAUGGCUCAGUGCAGCUUAGUUCCUGUCCUGCAUCAAAGGUCCUUCUGGAGGAAGAGCAUUUUUAAAUCAUCUGCAAAAAGCAGAGAAUGUCAUAUAUAUGAUACAAAUGUACAAUAAACUACACCAUAAGCAUACUGGUAUGAUUCUUGAGGCUGUCCUGUGCCAGGCCAGGAGCUGGACUUUGAUGAUUCUUGUGGGUCUCUUCCAAGUCUGUGAUUCUGUGAUUAUUAUGCAGCAGCCUUCCAGGAUCAGACCCAAAAUACCUGCAUUUCUUCCUGGGUGUAUGUGCUAUCACAGCCAAAUCGGGAUAACCAUCUGAAAUAUACAGCUCUGUGGAAAAUAGCCAUUGUAUGGAGAUGGAGAUAUAUAUAUUCUCCUACAUUUCUUAGCUCCUCUUUUACUUGAGAGAUAAAUGUUUCCACCCAACCAAAUUUGUUAUAUGUCCCCUAUAAGUCAUCACUGCAGUUUCUCAUAUAUGCUCAAAUUCUUCAUCGAUAGACUUAAGCAUGUAACAACAGCUUAGUGACACUGAGAUACAGCUUGCAGCAUAUCACAGAAACAACUGGACUUUCCAAGAAAUUCUGAUAUCUUUUUCUGUUUAAUCAUCUGAAUUGGCAAUAUCUCAUUAAAUUGUAAAACACUCUCAGAACAACCUCAGUCUUUCUGAAGGCCUGAUCACCCUCUCUAAAUGUCAGCCUACAAAACUCAUUAAGUUAUCUAAUGAGUUUCUUUGGAUCCCAAGGUUUUAAGAGUGAAACCAACCCGAGAAAAUAAGUGACUAGCAUAGCUGAAGAGAAGAACAAAGGAAAGACAGCAUAACACGGGGGUCAGUCCAAAAACCUUUGUGUGCAAGGUUUCCUUUCCAUGCCAUCAAGACACUGGUUGCUUACAGAAAGUCCAGUCAAGGGUCUUGGAAUACCAGAUAAGGACAAUUCAUUUCCAUCAGCUGCUUCCAGCCCGCAUGAAGGCUACAGAAGCAUCUGCACAACAACCACAGAGCAGCACACGCAAGUGUUUGAAUAUGUUAUCUGCUGUGGGGAAGAUUCCUAUUAAUUUUACAUAGUGUUGAAACACAAGCUACAGGCACUUUGCUUAGGAUUCCCAGUGUCACCUUAUUCUCAUGUUUUAUCCAGUAGUAAUUCUGAAAUUAGAGACUCUACUGCAAAAUUGCCUAGAGUGGGAGAAAUAAAGGAAACUGUUUUAGAAGGAUGGCUUUCAUAAACAGGCACUCUAAUAAUACUCAAAGCUAAUUUGAGACUAGUUUUAUAUACUAACAAUAAAAAACAUUUCCAAAUCCUGCAAUAUUUGAAGUCUUUUUCAUCAGUAACCUCUAUCUUCUUCUUAGCCUCUGUCUGGAAAGACGUUUACUCCACAGUUCCCACAAGUAAUGGGAAAACUGUGGAGGGAUAGACUUGGUGCUGGAAGUCAGGAAAUUUCCUGUUCUUCUGUCACUACCUUUGUCUUUGACCCUGUUCAUACCCUGGAAAACACAAAAAUAGUGAAAGUUGCAUAAAGUGUGUAUAAAAUGUACUGUCCCUGUUUUUCAUCAUUAUAGGUCCUGAGAAAAGCAGGCACUUUUUCAUGGUAACUAGAAAUAGAUUUUCGUCUCUUUACUUUUACACGUAGAGAAAUGUUAUUACUUUCUGUAUUGUCUGAUGAUUUUCAAUACUUCAUACAAUUUCAUGAGGAAGAAAGGCCUGAAUCAAUCCAAAGACCCCAGUUAUUAACAGAUCAAAAUUCUACACUGAUUACUAUUAUGGAUUUUUCUAGUUUCCUUCUUCAGUCAAUACAAUGCCUCUGUUCAAUACAGAUUCUUCAUGAUGCCACAAACUGCUAAUAAAGAAUGACUGUUUAAUUUAAAAAAUAAUUAAUACAGAUCUAAUUGCCUUUUACCAUUGCACAGAACUGUUGCUGAAGCCAAAUAAAUGAUCAGGUGGCCAUCCAAUUCACUAACUAAUCUCAGAUGGCAGCACUGCCUGAGGUAGCCAUGAUUUAAAGAGUCACAAGGCAUUGCUCAACAUUUUAAUAAACUCCAUGCUUUCCAGGUGUUCGUUGAUCAAAUGCAUUGUGUUGGUGGAAGUGGCAUUUUAACAGUUGCUCUAUUGCUUUCUCCAUUGCUUCUUUCUCUGAAAUGUGGUUAACAAAUGAAACACUAAUAUUUCCAAUGUGCAUUUUUGGUGCCAUUUAAGUCACCAUUCACCUGAUUUCUUACUGUUGUCUGUUUAGAUGAAUCACACCUAGGAAUGCUUUCUCUGUUCCAUUGUCACUAAAGGGAGUCUAGGUAGCUUGUAUCUACAGGUUUGUAUGAUGUAGAUGUCUACUUUGGGUCAACUGAAUUCCCCAGGUAUCAGGACAGACCUCCUGUCCAAUGGAGGGAAAACUCAGAAAUCUCGGAUGGUAUUUUUUACACUGCACCACUGUAGCAGUUCUUCACUUGAAGCAUUGCUGGCCACCCCACCAGGCCAUGGGCUAUGAUUAAUGGGACUUCUUCAUAAAAUCUUCCUACACAACACAUUUGCUGUUUCAAUAUCUGCGUUUGUCAUCUAGGAAGCACAGAAAGAGUGUAAGUGGCGUAAGAUACAUGUACAUGUAUUGUCUCUAUUUUUCACUUGUGGGAGACAAAAAGACAAAGUAAGGUCAGAAAUUGUUGUUUUAUUCCUCCAUUUCUCAGUUGUUUAGUCAAAAGACCCACAAAUCUUAAAAGUUCUUUACUGAAGGUUAACCUUUUCACUGUUACUGGUUUUUAAUUAUAAGCAUUUUUAAUUAUGUAUUUAUGGUCUUACAAAUAAAUUUUUUGAAGUACAGGCAAAUCAUCUGUUCCACAUAAAGAAAUUACUCAACAACUGUCUUGCACUUCAAUUAUUUACUCUUUACUCAAGAAAAAGUAUUUGCAAAGUAGCAGCAAUGAUGAGACCAACAUGAAUAGCAGAGGUGUUGCCACACAGACAAAACAUCCAGGAAUAAAAUUCCAAUAUUUUCCAUUACCUAAUCCAUUUUAAGUGGUAAUUAAGAACUAUACAGGUUUUGUGAAACACUUCCAUGUUCUAAGACACUAAGAGAUCUUCAGAUGUUGUCAGUGUUACCUAUGGGUUAGUUCCAGGCAUCUCCCUAUAUUAGUUUGAGUUCUUUUUAAAUUUUACUCUCCCUUUUGACUGUAUAUUCAGCCAAGUUAGAUGUGCCUUGCUAAGGCUCAGCUUUCAGGACAUCUUAUCACCAGAUAAGUAUAUCUAAAAUUGAUGUUCUGAAUUUGGUUCUAAACUCCUCUGUUCUUCACUUUGGCAGAAAAGACCUAAUAUCAUUUUCAGGUCAAUUAUAAUAUACUUUAAUAUGUCACCUGAAUUUUUAAACAAGAAUCAAGUGUCCUAUAAAGAAUGAUACAAUGGAUUUUAGUUUAAUGUUGAAGAAGAACAUACAUAUAUUUAUAUAUACACACAUAUAUAUAAAACAAUGUACAUAUCUAUGAAAGAGGGAGAUAAAUAUGAAUUAUAUAG